Messenger RNA from Hydra vulgaris (swiftwater hydra), 501 nucleotides. RefSeq lists its product as uncharacterized. The record is from RefSeq and is a predicted model, not a curated record. Lineage: Eukaryota; Metazoa; Cnidaria; Hydrozoa; Anthoathecata; Hydridae.
AUGACAUUUCCAUCGACAAGAUGCAUUAUUGAUUGUACUGAACUGUUUUGUCAGAAACCUUCAUCACUGAGACACCAGAGUUCUUUAUAUUCUAUUUAUAAACAUCAUGUAACUUACAAAGGAUUGUUAGGUAUUUCUCCUUCAGGAACAAUAACUUUUAUAAGUCAACUUUAUGAUGGAUCUAUUUCUGACAAAGAAAUUGUUGUAAGAUCAGGUUUCCUUAAUAAAGAACUAUGGAACAAAAAUGAUUCAGUUAUGGCUGAUUGUGGGUUUACCAUUUCAGACCAUUUAAACACAAUCAAUGUUAAAUUAAAUAUACCAUCUUUUUUAAAUGGACAACUACAGCUAAGUAAAGAAGAUGCUACAGAAAGUCAAACCAUUGCAUCAUUGAGAAUUCACGUAGAACGUGCUAUUCGUAGAAUUAAAGUAUUUCGCCAAAUAAGUAAUGAAAUUUCUUUGGUGUUUCACGGUUCAAUUAACCAACUAUGGACAAGGGUAUAA